Messenger RNA from Durio zibethinus, 2620 nucleotides. Its product is annotated as aluminum-activated malate transporter 12-like. Gene Ontology annotation, biological process: malate transport. Lineage: Eukaryota; Viridiplantae; Streptophyta; Magnoliopsida; Malvales; Malvaceae. The record is from RefSeq and is a predicted model, not a curated record.
CCCACCAUUCUCAUCCGACUGGUAACCACUCUAAUACAUUUGAUCACAGAUCCAAGCACACACCAAAUGUUAGAAUUCUAACACACAGAUUCUAGCAUACAGAUCACAGGAUUACAUAAGACAUUUAAAUUCUAAAGGUAACUCCCUCCACUCUUAUCCAGUUGGUAACCACUCUAAUACCAUUUGUGGAGAUCCGCACUCAACGUGUGAGAUAUUAUUUACUUUGACUCGAAUGUCUUAUGGUUUUUUCUCACACAAGACGCUUCAUAAAUUUGAGUUUAAAUCUUUACAUGUAUAUUAUAGCAGAACCUCAAAAUAUCUUAAUGUGAAAUUGAAGUGUAACAGAAUUUGCUCCUUUCCUUGCCAUUAUUAAACAAUAGAAUUAACAGUAAUCUGUUAUAAUAGAAUAUUAAAACCAUUCUAAUCAUCAUCAUUAACAAAGAUUAAUAAUAAAUAAACAAUGAUCUUUACCAGAUUUAGUGUUUCUCUUUUUAUUGACUUCAGCCCUGUGAAAAUGACCAGGUUUCAAUUUCUUAUUUUCUUUGUACGCUUUAUGAUUGAAGGCAUGUGAAUAUAGAAACAACAUCGCCUCUCUCCCUCCCUCUUCAUAUAAAGUAGCAUUGCCUCCAGAGAAGAAAGCUGGGGUUCUCACAAAUACGCCAAAAACUCCCCACCAGCCACCCACUAAAAUAUCAGUAAAUUUUUUUAUGCUAUGCUUCUUUCUGGUCUGUAUAGUCUCAAUUUCUUUAACUAAAUACAUGCUCCUCCUCCAUUCAUCAUAGCUUGUUUCUCUCAAGAAAUGGAUACCAAAGUUCACGAGGGAAUGGAGAGUGAAAUGAAUGGAAAUGGUGAGCCUGAAAAGGUUAAGAACAACUGGAAGAAACGUGUACUUUGUUUUUAUAGGAAAAUGAAAAGAUUUCCCAGUUGGUUGUGGCAAACCAUUUGGAACGUUGGUCGAGACGACCCCAGAAGGAUGAUUCAUGCUUUCAAGGUUGGGUUGUCUUUGACACUAGUCUCCCUAUUGUAUUUGAUGGAACCAUUGUUCAAAGGGAUUGGAACAAAUGCCAUUUGGGCUGUCAUGACAGUCGUUGUUGUGCUGGAAUUCACCGCAGGAGCAACCUUAUGCAGAGGACUGAAUAGGGGAUUAGGGACAGUGUUGGCAGGAUCAUUGGCAUUUCUCAUUAAGUUUAUUGCAACUAAAUCCGGAAAGGUCUUUCGAGCUGUUUUCAUAGGAGCUGCAGUUUUUCUGAUAGGAGCUGCAGCCACAUACAUGAGGUUCUUUCCCUAUAUAAAGAAAAACUACGACUAUGGUGUUGUGAUAUUCCUCUUGACCUUCAAUUUGAUCACUGUGUCAAGCUACCGUGUCGAAAACGUAUUAAAUAUUGCACAUGAUCGGUUCUACACCAUUGCCAUUGGCUGUGCCAUUUGUCUUUUCGUGAGUCUUCUGGUAUUUCCAAUUUGGUCUGGUGAAGAUCUCCACAACUCCACUGUAGGCAAGCUUGAAGGGCUUGCUAAAUCUAUAGAAGCUUGUGUAAAUGAGUACUUUAAUGAUUCUGAGAUAAAAGAAAACCAAGAUAAAUCAUCAGAGGAUCCCAUCUACAAAGGUUACAAGGCAGUUCUGGAUUCCAAAUCUAUUGAUGAAACUCUGGCACUAUAUGCAAGUUGGGAACCAAGGCAUUCAAGGCACUGUUACAGAUUUCCAUGGCAGCAAUAUGUGAAAGUGGGAGCUGUUCUUCGCCAAUUUGGAUAUACUGUUGUAGCUCUGCACGGAUGCUUGCAAACUGAAAUUCAGACCCCACGAUCAGUCCGUGCCCUCUUCAAAGACCCCUGCAUUAGACUUGCUGGAGAAGUAACCAAAGCGCUAAUGGAACUUGCCAACAGCAUCAGAAAUCGUCGCCAUUGCUCCCCUGAAAUACUCUCCGAUCAUCUUCAUGAAGCCUUGCAAGACCUUAACACUGCCAUAAAAUCCCAACCAAGGCUCUUCCUAGGCUCCAACAAUAACCAGGCCACCAACAUGCUAGCAUUAGAAGCUGCUCAUGCUGCUCGACAUAAGCAAGAAAAGGACCAUGGAGUUUCAUUAUCAAGUGUAAAAACAGACUCAUCCGCAUUGUUGGAAUGGAAAACUAAUAGGGUUAGUGAACAAGCUAAAGAAAAUGAAAGGAAGGUUUUGAGACCACAGUUGAGCAAAACUGUAAUCACUAGCCUCGAGUUCUCAGAAGCACUUCCUUUUGCUGCUUUUGCAUCUUUGCUAGUUGAGAUUGUGGCAAGGCUUGAUAAUGUGAUUGAAGAAGUUGAAGAAUUGGGGAGUAUAGCUUGCUACAAGGAGUUCAAUCCUGAUGAUGAUGAAAUUACUGGGACAUGUGAAAAACCACCAUUGGAUGUCACUAAGAAUCAGCUGCCAUCCCAUGCAUCAGAUUAAAGGGAGACAGGCCUUUUAGGAGAUCAGUUUUCUUAGAUGGGCCUGGUUUGUUUGUCAUAUGAAAAUGUAAGAACAGAUUAUUAGUCUGUUUGUAGAUUGGUUUUCAUUUACCAUGAAGAUUUUAGAUGACAUGAUGCAAGUUGUAGCCAUUGAUCUUUUUGGGUGUGAACUUUUAUUGGGUUGGCUCCAAUAAAUUGUAGU